This is a messenger RNA of Misgurnus anguillicaudatus (oriental weatherfish), 3311 nucleotides long. It is a transcript of the gene dcun1d4, whose product is annotated as DCN1, defective in cullin neddylation 1, domain containing 4 (S. cerevisiae). Gene Ontology annotation, cellular component: ubiquitin ligase complex. The record is from RefSeq and is a predicted model, not a curated record. Gene Ontology annotation, molecular function: cullin family protein binding; ubiquitin conjugating enzyme binding; ubiquitin-like protein binding. Gene Ontology annotation, biological process: protein neddylation. NCBI's taxonomy places the organism in Eukaryota, Metazoa, Chordata, Actinopteri, Cypriniformes, Cobitidae.
CGAACCUGCUGCACCCUGACAGAUUGCCGUGACAUUUUUUAUGGCGUAUUAUUUGUUUUAUUGACGCAUUUUGUGAGUGAAGUAGCCGAGAGCAUACAGAUCAUCAGAUUGACUCUGAGCUAGCUGCUCUCUUUGUGUUUGUACUCCGAUGUCUUGGGUGCUUGCAAGCGACAACGACAUUAUUUCCAGCUGAACUCCCAUUUGUCCACACUGGCCAGUAUCCACAAGAUCUACCACACCCUGCACAGGCUGAACCUGACAGAAGACGUCGGCCCAGAGACCACAGCCUGCUGCUCCAGAGCCAUGCCCCCCAGGAAAAAGAGAAGACCCACUGCUGUAGAUGACCUGUCUGCCAAAAAAAGCAGACAGGACAAUGUUUACAGAAAACAGGAGACAUUACAAAUCCAGGAGGCUGAGGCUUUCUCUAGCAAGAGAUGUCUGGAGUGGUUCUAUGAAUAUGCAGGAUGUGAUGAUGUGGUUGGACCCGAGGGAAUGGAGAAAUUCUGUGAGGACAUUGGAGUGGAACCAGAGAAUGUGGUGAUGCUGGUAUUGGCCUGGAAACUUGAUGCACAGAGUAUGGGUUACUUCACAUUACAGGAGUGGCUCAAGGGAAUGGGCUCAUUGCAGUGUGACUCUACUGAAAAACUCAGGAACUCUCUAGACUACCUGAGGUCUGUCCUUAUUGACGCCACCAGUUUCAAACUCAUUUACCGAUAUGCCUUCGACUUCGCCAGGGAGAAGGAUCAGAGGAGUCUAGACUUGAAUACUGCCAAAUGCAUGCUGGGACUUCUGCUUGGGAAGACUUGGCCACUGUUUCCAGUGUUUAACCAGUUUCUAGAACAAUCUAAGUAUAAGGUUAUAAAUAAAGAUCAAUGGUGCAAUGUUCUAGAAUUCAGUAGGACUAUCAACCUUGACCUCAGUAACUAUGACGAGGAUGGGGCUUGGCCAGUGCUUUUGGAUGAGUUUGUGGAAUGGUAUAAAGACAGAGAAAUGUCGUAGCGACGACUUCUCCACCCAACACCAUCACCAACUAGAAAUCAAUCGCCAACGAAAUCACCAUGACAGAAACAGCUUUGAAACAAACAUCUAGACAACAAAGUACAAAUGAAAACCGAAGUGUUCGGGACACACUGUUGGUGGCCCCUGGCGGUGAGGGCCGAGCGUAUGAGUGUUUGCAUAGAAUGUAAUUAAUAAUGCACAUGUUUGUAUGUUGCCCUUUUAGCCGGGGCUAUAGGAGGGUCACUGGUGGUUGUGUGUUGUAGAAACAACAUCCCACCAACUCCACCUAAUGCCCCUCUAGCCCACAAUGCAUUGUGGCUAAGCACAAGGCCAGCCUUUGGGCUGCCUUCCUACCCCACUGUGAUGUUUCAUAUUGCUGUGAAUGUUUCGAUAGGCUCUUGUGUGGAGGAUGAAUUCUGAUACUCCACAAGGCUGGGUAGAUAAAACUCCCAUGUUGUCUGAGGUCUUAAGAAAGGAAGGAGAGAAUAAGAACAUCUGCUUGGCUGUUCACUGACGUAACCUUUGAUCGUGUCGCUGUGCUGGUAUGGUCCAAAAACUGUUAACUACGGCUUCCAUGUUGGAGGAUGAUGAGAUUCAGCAUGUUACCAUAGUACAACAGUGACCUUUAUCAUCUCUUUUAUUUUAACACCGUCUCACCACAUUUCGUUGGCACUUAUUAAUGCACUACAAGCAAGCAUGUACAUUAAGUGACAUUCUUAAUGCCUAAAAUGGAAAGGGUAUCAGUAACCCAUCACCCGUUACAUGUCUUAAUAUUGAUUACGAGAUUCUUAUUCUUUACUUUUGCCAGACUGUCUACAUGUAUUAGAGGUGAACCAAAAUAUACUGUAGAACUACUGUACAGUACAUGUAUGUUCCAGGCAUGAAAUAUUGCAAAGUAUAUGGCUUGCAAAAUAAAACAAAACCGUGCCAUUGUAUAGAAAGAAAGAAAAAACAUUUGUGUAAACUUCACCUAGUUGUUCUAAUCAGCCUGACCCCUCUGUUCUUUAGCUACAGUCUUUGAUCUGAAGUAGCUUGGGAAGAUGUAUUAAGUUAUUACAUCACUACUGGAAUGUGAUCAGGUUAGUUACAUAAUAAGUGUAUGGGUCUUCCCUUUUAAAAUCUAGCACAUUACAUACAGCAAAAAAGCCAGUGAUCAUUUUUGACACACAACAUGCACAUUGGCAACACAUCUCAGCUGUUACGACCAUCUUGCCAAAGAGUACGAGCAGGUUCUUAAAGGAACAGGUGUUUACAUGCGUUGUAUCACUUGGACUUGAUUUUAGUCUUGUCCAUGAUCAAACCCUUAACGAUGUAACUACACCGUUCAUGCCAAGAUAAAAAUUGAGUAAUUAUAAAGAUUGAGAGAUCUCAGUGACGGAAAGAAGAUAGGAAACAAGAAAGCGGUUAAAGUGCACUUUUGAUUUCUGUAAUAAAUUGCCACAAUAAAUAAAUAGAAAUAGAUAUUCUGCCCUAAGCGCUGAAAGUCAAACUCUUCCACAGGUCUUGUGGACAAACGUGACCACCUUAACCAAUAGUGACCUAUGCCUAGCUAACUAUUUAACGUUCUAGUUACGUUUGUAAAACGUGUUAAGUUUUGUCUAUGGCUGUGGCGUGAAGCUUACUUGUCACCUAAACAAGAAAAAACGCAUGCAUGCAUUCUGCAAUUAGAGCCGUUUUUGUGAAUGAAUGAGAAUUUCCUUUUGUACAAUUUGUUUUAUUUUUUCCACUUGCUUUUGUUUUUUUGUACAGGUCUUUGUAGAGGUGGACGUUUUGUGCUUCAUUUUGGUAUCCGCUGUCAUGCAGUCCUAACGCUUUAUGAGAAACUUGAUUGUGUGAUGGUAUUUAGAGCUUAAACACACCUGUAACCUCAUAUGUUGAGAUGUUCCGCUCUGCAUUGCCUCUUCCAUCAUCUCCACCAAGUGCUAAGCUACCAUCUAACUCCAGCAGCUGAAGGUUAGAAGUUCCUCAACUUAAAUAAUUUUUUAAUACAAAGCGCAUCUGCCCAGCAUCUGAGGAAUUAACACUAUGUAUGCUGUUCAUGCUGGUCUCUAUCCAGUUGGAUGGUGUCUUUGAACACUUACCAUAGUAUCAUUCAUCUGCACCUGUUUGUGCCUGAGGGAGAUUUAUGGAGGAUAUGAACUUAUCAGAGUUGCCCUAUGUGGUUACGACUGUUGUCUUUGUUGGGGGAGUAUGUAAUGCAGAGGGCUGAGCAUUCUCAUCUGACUGUAUAUAUGUAUGAAUGUGUGUAUAUGUGUUUGUUUUCACUGUAACCUCUCUACAUUCAGUAUAUAUAAAGAGGUUUAUUAACGAAA